AUGAAUGUAGCCGAUUUUGCAACAAAGUUUAGACCAGCCACUGAUAACUACAAGGAGUGGUUUGAGGGUCCAUCUUGGCUGAAACUACCUGAGAGUCAGUGGCCAAAUAGUACCAUUACUCCCGAUCCGAAAGCCGAUGAUGUUGAUAGGACUGAAAUUCGCCCUCGUUAUCUAAACAUACACAUUCGUAAGUCAAUAAUGAUUUCGAUUAAUUUUGAAUAUUUUUCUAGUUGGUACCGACUUAAGCGCGCUGUAGCAAAUUGGAUAAUGUAUGUUGAGAGAAAACUACAAAAGUUGCAGCAACAAAAAUUAGUUGAAAGGCUUAAUUCUACGCAUCUGGUUAAGGCAAAAAAUAUUAUAUUAAAGAUGGCCCAAAUAGAAAAUUUUGCUGAUGAUUAUGCUGCAGUACAAAGCGGUAGACCCAAUAUUAAAGGUGGUGCCUUUAAUAAACUUAAUGUUUAUAUGGAUGAUGAUGAAAUAGUUAAAAUUAAAAAUAGGGCGCAGUAUGCAACAUCCGCUUGUGGACCUCAACGAGAUUUAAUAAUACUGUCAGGUAAACAUCAUGUUACAAAACUCAUAAUUAUGGAUUAUCAUCGAGCCUAUCAUCAUUUAAACCACGAAACGGUGCUAAAUGAAAUCCGUCAAAUUUAUUUUAUAAUAAAAUUAAGAGCGGUUUAUAAAUCCGUUCGCAGAAAUUGCCAGCAAUGUAAAAUUGAUAACGCAAAACCCAUUUCGCCUCAAAUGGCAUAUCUGCCACCAGCACGCCUAGCAGCUUUUCAGCGACCCUUUACGUUUGUUGGAGUGGACUAUUUUGGUCCAAUAACAGUAACCUUUGGCAGAAAAUCAUUAAAGCGAUGGAGAGUAAUAUUCACAUGCCUCACUAUAAGAGCUAUUCAUAUUGAAAUAGCCCAUACACUCUCAAAAGACUCAUUUUUAUUGACCUUUAGAAAUUUCAUAGCAGCUGAAAUUUAUAGCGAUAACGGUACAAAUUUUCUAGGUGCUGAUCGUUUUCUUCAAGAAGAGUUUAAAAAUAUGGACUUCAACAAAGUACAAACUGAGAUGGCGUAUAAGGGCAUUUCAUGGAAAUUUAAUCCACCAGCCGCUCCUCAUAUGGGGAGAGUUUGGGAGAGGUUAGUGAGAUCUAUUAAAACCAUUUUAUACAAAAUAUCUCCCACACCUUUGUGUGGGAGAUAUGAUGAAAGCUUGAGAAGCGCGUUGAUGGAGGUGGAAUUAAUAGUUAACUCAAGACCCCUUACAUAUGUGUCACUUGAAACAGAGGACCAGGAGGCCAUCACCCCGAACCAUUUUCUUCUGGGUAGCUCGAAUGGUUCAAAGCCAUUUUGCUCACCCGAUAAUAUUGAUUAUAAAAUGUGUCUGCGUCAAAGUGAGAUAUUUGCUAAUAUGUUUUGGCGACGUUUUGUAAAAGAAAUGAUACCAAUAUUAACCCGCCGAGGCAAAUGGUCUCAACGAUCCAAAACAAUUGAAGUGGGUGAUAUUGUGCUUGUGGUGGAUGAGAAUGCCAUUAGAAACACCUGGCAACGAGGUAAAGUUUUAGAAACCACAAAAGCAAAGGAUGGUCAAGUACGAAGACCUAAAGUGAAAACUAUGAGUGGUGUUAUGGAGCGACCCGCAGUGAAGUUGGCAGUUCUGGAUGUCGGUAAUAAAUUGGAGUAA
This is a messenger RNA of Calliphora vicina (urban bluebottle blowfly), 1674 nucleotides long. RefSeq lists its product as uncharacterized. The transcript has a single exon. The record is from RefSeq and is a predicted model, not a curated record. The coding region runs from base 1 to 1674 and encodes 557 amino acids. Gene Ontology annotation, molecular function: nucleic acid binding. Gene Ontology annotation, biological process: DNA integration. NCBI's taxonomy places the organism in Eukaryota, Metazoa, Arthropoda, Insecta, Diptera, Calliphoridae.